GUCCAUUGCCAUUCUCAAUCAUCAAAACUUUUGUUUGCUUACCAAGUUUCUCUUUGAUAACAAUACUCUCUUUGAAAACUUCAACAAAACAAUCAACAUGAACAACACCGAGAGCGCCAGCUACAAGGCCGGUGAGGCUAAGGGCCAGGCUCAGGAAAAGGGCAGUCAAAUGAUGGACAAAGCCGGAAAUGCUGCCCAAUCUGUUAAGGAAAGCGUCCAAGAGGCCGGUAGCCAAGCCAAGGCCAAGGCACAAGGUGCAUGUGAAGCAGUCAAGGAUGCUGUUAACAACAAAUAAAUAUCAUCAAUGGCUGCUACUAUUGAUUGAAUACCUAUGAAACAUGUUAUGUAUUUUUCCCUUUUUUCUUUCUUUCUUUUCUUUCCUAUUGUUGCCUUGUCUCAUGAAUAGAGACAAAGAGCGGACCUUAUGAAUAAAUGAAUUAACUAUUUACCCUA
Molecule: messenger RNA, 453 nt
Organism: Impatiens glandulifera
Lineage: Eukaryota; Viridiplantae; Streptophyta; Magnoliopsida; Ericales; Balsaminaceae
Product: stress-induced protein KIN2-like
Exons: 2
Coding region: 98-295 (65 amino acids)
Source: RefSeq, a predicted model, not a curated record